AUGGACCCGCAGUGGCAGGCCUAUGCUGAUGCCACUUCUGGCCGUCCAGGUCAGUUUAACAAUGGUCUUGGGGAUCAUCCCCCACAAACACAGAAAUACCCGGCUACAAGUGCUGGUAGUGGAGGACAACCCCAGCAGCAUCAGCACCAGCAGCAAAAUCAAGCUCCUAUGGGAUACACGUACGAACCAUAUCAGACUCCAGGAACAGUGCCCAAAGUGCCAUCUGGUAAUUCGAUGUCGAAGACGGUAUCCAUGACCUCGUCUCCAACCCCUCUCGCUGGCGAGUUCACAGAUCAGGAUGUCACCAUGGAAGACGCCGAUCCUUAUAACCGUGCGAAAUACGCUGCCAAACCGAGUCAUCAACGUGGCUCGUCACAGUUUCUAUCGAGUGAAGAAUCCACGGCUGCGCGCAGAUAUUCUCCCAUGAACGUUAUUUCUCCUACCCAGUCUUACACCGCUAGUCCCAAUACCUCUCAUAACCCAUACACUUUUCCUCCAGCUGGGUCAUCGAGCUCUCGGCCGUCACCUACGAGAGCCAAUACAUAUUCCUCGCCGCCUCAGAACUACCAAUCUUCGCCAUCAGCAACCGGUGGCACCUCCCGUCAGCAACCCCGUUUGCCUAAUCUACAGCCUGCGGAAAUGGGUCCGGACCAGUUCUAUCCCCAUUCUACAGCUCCUCAGACCAACCCGGCCUUUGGACAGGGCGUAAAACCUAGAGGCCAAGCACCACUGCAUAAUAUCCUACUGCCACAGCAACAACACCAGAGGGGGCCGGUACCCAAGUUCGUGAAGGUCAAAUCGACACAGGAGCUGAAACCAAGGAUAAAUGCCCAACCUGCAUUUCGACGUGCUAAUCCCGAAGGUGGAUUCAUCAGUCCCUUGCAAGCCUUGACUACGCACUUACCGUCGACUUAUCGAAUAUGUAAUCCAUCGUUCAAGUAUGAGUCUUCGAGGAAUCCUCGCCGCGUGCUUACAAAACCAAGUAAAGGCGUCAAAAACGAUGGUUAUGAUAACGAUGACAGCGACUAUAUUCUGUAUGUCAACGAUAUUCUCGGAAGUCAAGGGACGUUCGGCCAAGUUGUGAAAUGUCAAAACCUAAAAACUCAGGAGGUUGUGGCGGUCAAAGUUGUCAAAAAUAGAACUGCCUACUUCAAUCAAAGUAUGAUGGAGGUGUCGGUUUUGGAUCUGAUCAACAGCAAACUUGACAAAAACGAUGAUCAUCACUUGCUCCGCCUAAGGGAUACCUUUAUCCAUCGACAACAUCUUUGUUUAGUCUUUGAGUUGCUCAGUGUGAAUUUGUACGAACUGAUCAAACAGAAUCAAUUCCGCGGCCUCAGCACUACCCUUGUGCGUGUAUUCGCACAACAAUUACUCAAUGGUCUGUCGCUCUUAAAUAAGGCCCGCCUAAUACAUUGCGAUCUAAAACCUGAAAAUAUUCUGCUGAAAAACCUCGAAAGUCCGAUAAUAAAAAUUAUCGAUUUCGGAUCAGCAUGUGACGAGAGACAAACUGUUUACACGUACAUCCAGUCCAGAUUUUACCGCUCGCCCGAAGUUCUCUUAGGUCUACCCUAUUCGUCGGCCAUUGACAUGUGGUCUUUGGGUUGUAUUGUUGUUGAGCUUUUCCUGGGCCUUCCAUUAUUUCCUGGUUCUUCUGAAUACAACCAAGUGUCCCGGAUCACCGAAAUGCUAGGAAUGCCUCCGAAUUGGAUGCUUGAAAUGGGCAAACAAUCAGGAGAAUUUUUUGAGAAAACGCAAGAUGAGUUUGGCCGUCGAACUUACAGACUUAAGAGCAUGGAACAGUACUCUCGCGAACACAACACGAAAGAGCAGCCAAGCAAAAAGUAUUUCCAGGCAACGACACUACCGGAAAUCAUUCGUAGUUACUCGAUGCCAAGAAAGAAUAUGAAGCAGGCGGAGAUCGAUCGAGAAAUGAAUAACCGCGUCGCAUUUAUUGAUUUCGUUCGAGGUCUUUUGAACAUCAAUCCUCUUGAGAGAUGGUCGCCACAACAAGCAAAACUCCACCCUUUCAUCACUCAACAAAAAUAUACCCAACCUUUCGUACCCCCAAUGAACCUCAAGUCCUCAGCGUUGAACAAGACCAUUGCGCCUGGUGUACAGCAACAACAACAAGCGGAAGCUGCCAGUAAGCAACGUGCCGCUCAGGCGCAAGCUCAGGCUCAAUCCGCAGCACAGUCGUAUGCUCUCCAGAUGAAUAACCAUUACACUCCAUCCGCACAUGGACAACCCCCACCGGUUUACAACAACAUGUACAAUCCUCAUCAACAAGGCGCACCACCACCAUACCCUUCCCAGCCGGGUGCAUACGGCCAUCAAAUGCCGAUAAUGCAACAGCAAGCCAGCCAUAUGCCUCAGCAGCAAUUUGCAGCUUCCCAAAGUCUUUAUGCUCAAGCUACAACUCGAGCUGGGCGGCAGCGAGCAUCUACUAUGGACCAACAGCAAGGCGGGAUACCUCAGUCGAUCCAACGAGUCGCAAGCCACCUUGAUCCGAACGCGCCAAUUCGAUUACAGCCAAGCCCUGCAUACUACCCACCACCAGCUGAUGGUUAUGCUGAUACUUCUACUGCCGCUGCUGGACGCCGGAGGGGGAGCCGGACUGGAGCUAGUGGGACUGGGACCCAUGGACGCAAUAAUAGGGAUUUCAUCCGGACACUUGAAGAUGGAGCAAUGGGCGAUAACUUUAUGAGCCAGAAUCAGUGGCAUUGA
Histoplasma mississippiense is the source of this 2724-nucleotide messenger RNA. RefSeq lists its product as hypothetical. Bases 1 to 2724 code for a protein of 907 amino acids. Lineage: Eukaryota; Fungi; Ascomycota; Eurotiomycetes; Onygenales; Ajellomycetaceae. Gene Ontology annotation, molecular function: protein tyrosine kinase activity; protein serine/threonine kinase activity; ATP binding. Gene Ontology annotation, biological process: peptidyl-threonine phosphorylation; peptidyl-serine phosphorylation. The transcript is spliced from 8 exons. The record is from RefSeq and is a predicted model, not a curated record. Gene Ontology annotation, cellular component: nucleus; cytoplasm.